Molecule: messenger RNA, 4032 nt
Organism: Micromonas commoda
Lineage: Eukaryota; Viridiplantae; Chlorophyta; Mamiellophyceae; Mamiellales; Mamiellaceae
Exons: 2
Coding region: 1-4032 (1343 amino acids)
Molecular function (GO): protein binding
Source: RefSeq, a predicted model, not a curated record
AUGUCGGAGGGCGGCGCGCGGCGACGCGCGAGCGGGGGCUCGCACCUGGAGCGGAUGGCGUCCCUCGUCGACUACAGCAGCAGCGACGAAUCGGACGGCGACGCGUGGCAUCCGAGCCACGACCGCGGCACCGAACGUCGUCCGCCCGACCCGGUACCCCCCACUGCCGCCCCGACCACCCACCCGCCUCCGCCGUUCGCCGCGCGGAGUCCGAGUCCUCCCGCGCCGUCGGAGGCGUCGCCGAUGGACGUCGGAUCCCCGGGGACGGACAACCGCGGGUCCCGAUCCCCGGGGGAAAUCGAAACCGAUCCGCUCCCGACGACGACGACGAUUCAUACGACGACGACGCAUACGACGACGACUCGUACGACGACUCAUACGACGAUGAGAUUCAACCUCGGCGCGUCGCCGUCGCCGCGUCACCCCACGCGGCGACGGUCAGAAACGGUCAGAAACGGUCCGCGCUCGCCCGGGUCCGGGGCACUCGGGGCGUCCGCCGCGUCCAGGCUGGCGUCCAGGCGCGCGGCGAACAGACGCGCGGCGGCCGUCGGAUCGGAGGGAUUCGCCGCGUCGUCGUUUGCAUCGCCAAACACAAAGUUCGAUCAGACGCAAACGACGGCGAGCCCCAAGGAGGAGGCGACUUUUUCGGGAACGCCGGAGUCGCCCCCGCCGUUCGAUUUUUUCUCCCCGGGAGGCGUCGACGCGUCCGGGGGACGUCGCCGUCCGGGCUCCGGCGCCGCGGGGUUCGCCGCCUCGCCGCCGUUCUCGCCGAAUCUUUUUUCGCCAAAUCUUUUUUCUCCAAAUCUUUCUUCGCCAAAUCCUUCCCCGUUGUCGCCAAACGCAAACGCGAACGCGAAUCCGUUCUCUCCGAACGCGUCUUUCGCGUCCGACGUUUCGAGCGGAACGCCUCUCGCGCCCGGAACCUUCGCGAUGGGCGCGUCCGCGUCGUCGUCGUCCAAUCGACGGACGCCGACCGGCAAGAACGGCGGCAAGAACGGCGGUAGGAACGGCGGUAAGAAGAACGGGGACGAGGGGACGCGCGCGAGGACCGCGAGGACGUUCGAGUUUACCCCGCCGCCGCCGCCGCCGGGAUCGGGCUCGUCGUUCACCCCCGCGGCGUCUGCCGGAUCCGCGCCGCCGCCGGCGACGAUGCCGGACCUGAACUUUGCGGGGUUUAACCUCGGCGCCGGGUCGUCGUCGGAUAAGAAUAAGACGUCUUUCCGGAGAAACCUCCGAUCGGACGGGACCGAUCGCCGACGGGGCGGGCCCGCGCGAUCGUCCGGGCCGAGACGCGCGCGAGGUGCGCCGCCGUCGUCGUCGACGAAGCCGGGGGGUGAGUCACCGGGGGGUGAGUCACCGCCCGGUGAGUCACCGGGGGGUGAGUCACCAGCCCCUGGCCCGUCGUCGUCGUCGCCGUCGCCGUCGGGGUCGCCAAACCCCGCGGAUUACGGCGCGGACCGCGGGCCCGCGCGCCGCGCGCGAAGGCCCGCGAGGGUGACGGUUCGUUUCUUCGACGAAACGGCUGGAAAACGGCUGGAAAAGGACCACCGGAGCCCCGUGGACGUGCUCAGGGAGAGAACCGCGGCGAUGAACCUGCGUUCAACCGGCGGUUCAACCGCUUCGUCCCAAAACCACGCACCCGACGCCUUCGACGCGCGUUCGUCCUUCGCGAAUCAUCCGUCCCGCGGAUCGCCGUCCGGGCGCGCCAAGGCGAACGUAAAUCCCGAACACGCGAGCGCGGCAACUCGCGAGAAGGACGAGGGCAACGAACACUUUCGCGCGGGACGAUACGCCGCCGCGUUCGCGAGCUACACCCGCGCAAUCGAAAUCGAAUCGACGCGUCGUGAUCGCGGAUCAUCACGCGGGGUGGGUACCGGCCGCGACGUCGCCGUGUGCUACGCGAACAGGGCGGCGACCAGGCUCAUGCUCGCAGCGGAAUCGACCGCCGCGGGGGGCGGCGGCGUUCGCCGGGGCGUCGUCGGUAAAAACGUUAACGGAGACGAAAACAAAAACAAAAACGCAGCGGCGGAGACGAGGCUCGCUCUGGCGGACUGCCGCGCGGCGCUCCGCGCGGACGCCGGCUUCGACCGCGCCAGGCUCCGCGCGGGCACGUGCCUGGUGCGCCUCGGCGCCUUCGCCGCGGCUGAGGCGGAGUUUAACCUCGUCCGGAGUCACCCGGAGGCUUGCGAGUUGGCUGGGGAGGCGGCGAGGGCGAGGCGAGCGGUGGACGCGUUGAGGGCUGAGACGCUCCCGUGGCUGAGACGACGCGCGAUUCGCGGCGUGGCCGAGGGUGCCGAGACGGCGCGGCGCGUCGCCGUCGGUCGAAACACCGGACAAAACGGCCAUAAAAACGGCCAUAAAAACGGCCGUACAAACGGUUCAUCCGAUGUUCGCGUCGCGGCGGAGAGGACGGUCCAAGUCGUCGCUCCGCUGCGUCGCCUCGCGCCGCACUGCGCCGUCGUGGCCGAGGCGCACGCGAGGGCGUCGCUGUGCGUCGGUGCCUUCGCCGAGGCGACGCGCGCGGCGGACGAGGACGGCUUCGGGGGCGCGAUCGACGAAACCUCGGGGUUGUUUGACGAGGACGCCGUCGACGAGGCGGGCGGCGUCGGUCCGGACGUCGCGGGUUCGAACCCGGCGUCGUCGAAGACAAACAAACAAACAACCACCGACGGUUGGCGCCGCGUCGUCCGCGCGCUGGCGCACUUCGCGAGGGGAAACCCCGGGGCCUGCGUCGACGAGCUCGCGGGUCUGAGCGCCUCUUUUGAAAAAACCAAAGACGUUCGCGACGGGGUUCGAUCCGGCGACGUUCACGACGAGGAAACGGCAUCCCUCGCCGCCCUGCGACGCGUCGCGACAUCGCAGGACGCUCAUAAGCGAGCCGGCAACGACGCGUUUCGCGCCGGCAGGUUCGACGACGCGGUCGCGCGAUACGCGUCGGCCAUCGACGCUGCGUUUCAAGACGACGUUUCCGUUAAAACUUCAAAAGAAACUUCUCCGGAUGGUACUCCCGACGACGAUUCAUACGACGUCGGGUGCAUGGGCGCGGCGUCCGUGUGCUUCGCCGCGCUCUGCCUGUGCAACAGCGCCGCCGCGGCGCAGGGCGCGGGUGAUCUCCUCGACGCGCUCGCGUAUUGCGGGGGAGCGUUGGCGCUCAAUCCCGCGCGAGGAAAAUCGACGCUUCGCAGGGCUCAGGUUUCGACGUCGCUCCGGCUCUCGUCCGACGCGAUUGGCGAUUACCGAGCGCUCGUGCGGUUGCUCGAGGGUGCGUCUGGAAAGGUUUCUGAUUCUUCUGGAAGGGUUUCUGAUUCGCUGUCGGACGCGGGCGCCGGCGUCGACGUCGAAUCGCACCUCGCCGCCGCGAAGGCGGCGCUGCGCGAACUCGCCGGGAAUCGAUCCGACGACCCCCCGGAUCACUACGCCACCCUCGGGCUCGUACCACCCGACGUCACCGUCGCCGACCGGGUCAACCGAACGCGUCGCGUGCAGCAGACGGACGUUCGACGCGCGUACCGAGCGCUCGCGCUUCGUCACCACCCCGACAAAUCUUUAAAAACCUUUUUAGGUUCAAACAUCCUCGGCGCGGCGUGCGGGAUUUGGCCGGGGUGGGAUUCGAACCGACGCGUGGACGACGCGUGCCCGAGCCCCCACGAGCUCAUACGCGCCGACGCCGAUCGGAUCUUCAAGCUCCUGGGCGAGGCUAACGCGCGUCUGUCGGAUCCGGCGACUCGAGCCGCGUACGACGCGGAUGAAAUCGCGAGGGCUAAUAGUCGAGCCGGUAGUUCCGAUCGGACGCGAAGGGGAGGUUCCGGGUUCGAUCCCCGCGGGGGACACGGCGGGGCUGGAUCGCGGUCGUCGACGCGGGGUCGGGGCGGCGACGCCGGCGGAUGGAGAGGGAAGGGCGCGGGGAGGGAAGAUGGACACGCCGGUCGAGGAGGCGACCGUUUCAACAACAAUUUCGGCGGCGGCGGUCGGGGUCGGGGCGGGAGAGGCGGACGAAGGUGGGACGGGUUCGGCGCGUCCUACGGCUUCUGA